CUUGAAGUCUGGCGCGAAUGGUGGACCGUCCAAGAGCUCUGAAAUAUCGAUGGAACGUCCGAGCGGCGGAUGAAUUCGAAUUGAAUAUUCGCGGUACGUUCGCAGCCGUCCUGGUCAGCCGUUCGGCCAUUUCCGGCGCGCUUCGGGCGAGUUCGCGCGCGCACUGGCAAAAUGUCGUCUGCUAGGCGCGUCGUUGUCCGUCGUGAACCGGGUCGGGCAUUCGUGACGCGAAAAUCGUGGCGCGAUAAAGGCGAUAUAAUGCGGGGCGCGCGCGCGCUCCGCGUUCGCGAGUAGACGGGGUCGACGGGUGGUAUAACCGACAAACCGACAACGGUGAAUUCGAUGCGAUCGUCGCGCGCGUGUCUGAUCGUUAUUCCCGUGCUGAGCGGACGCGCGCUCGCCGGGCCGAGCGGAUAGUGUAAAAGUCGCGUCGUCGCCGUGCGAAGCCCACCCGUUCCAUUCCCGUUCCUCAAUCCUUCGUGCGCCGUUCCUCUGGUGGGAAACAUCGAUUUUCGCUUGUUUUUCCGUUCGGACCGACGGUCGCCGGUGACCGAAUCUUCGGGAUCUUCCUCCGUCGCGGCUUUAGGUUCCAAUUCGCGACCGGCGUCCGUAGCCCGCGGACGAUGCCUCCGUAAGGAAACAGACCACCACUACCAUCACCACCACCACUAGGAGGCGAGGACGUCGCGCAGGAGGUGCGACGGAUUAUUUUCAGCUGGACGCACGUGCGUCGGAACGCACGUGUUCCCAGGUGGCGGUGUCUCGGUGUCGCGUCGUGGCAGUGAUGUAAACAAUGUCGAGAAACGGCUGCCGCGAGUUAUUGUUGACGCAGUACUGUGGUGGUAACGGCGCGUAAGGACAUUGCCAUCGUACAACGCGCCGUACGAUACACUGGAGAGACGCAUGCGGCGCGGCACCCGAGCAUGGUGUAAGAGAAGCAAUCGGACGGCUUGGGCUGCGAAGAUCAUGGAGUUCGAGCUGGAUGGCAGCCUCAAGGAAUGGGCGAAGGACAAGCCCCUGAGCAUCCUGCAGCUCGAUCCUGCCGAUCGGGCGGUCUUGCGAAUCGCUGACGAACGAGAUGCUAUACAGAAAAAGACCUUCACGAAGUGGGUGAACAAGCAUUUGAAAAAGACUUACACGUGUCUACACGUGUGCGUCCUUGUGAACAACCAACCAUGCUGUUCCCCCACCGCGAGCAGACAUGUCGGGGACCUGUUCGAGGAUCUACGCGACGGCCACAAUCUCAUCUCCUUGCUGGAAGUGCUCUCGGGCGAGCACCUUCCGCGGGAGAGGGGCCGAAUGCGCUUUCACAUGCUGCAGAACGUGCAGAUGGCCCUCGAUUUUUUACGGUACAAGAAGAUCAAGCUGGUCAACAUCCGGGCGGAGGACAUCGUGGACGGUAACCCGAAGCUCACACUCGGCCUGAUAUGGACUAUUAUCUUGCACUUCCAGAUAUCGGACAUAGUGGUCGGUCAGGAACCGAACGUGACGGCGCGUGAGGCCCUUUUGAGAUGGGCUCGACGAUCGACAGCCCGAUAUCCUGGAGUACGGGUGACCGAUUUCACCUGUUCUUGGAGGGACGGUCUGGCUUUCAGUGCUCUUCUCCACAGGAACCGGCCGGAUCUGGUCGAUUGGAGAACGGCGCGUGCAAGCCAGCCGCGAGAGCGGCUCGAUCGGGUCUUCUUCGUCGCCGAGCGCGAGUACGGCGUUACGAGGCUUCUCGAUCCAGAAGAUGUUGAUACCCCCGAACCGGACGAGAAGUCCUUGAUAACGUACAUCUCUUCGCUCUACGACGUGUUCCCGGAGCCGCCGGCCAUUCACCCUCUGUACGACGCCGAGGCGCAAAGACGAUCCGCGGAAUAUCGUGAACUUGCGACCUCUCUUCAUAUGUGGAUCCGCGAGAAGAUGGCCCUCAUGCAAGAGCGAUCUUUCCCGCCGACUCUGAUCGAGAUGAAGAAACUAGCGGCGGAUAGUACGAAGUUCAAAAAUGAGGAGGUACCGCCACGAUACAGAGACAAACAGAGAUUGACAUACAUCUUCCGAGAUCUGCAAAAGUAUUUCGAAGCAGUAGGCGAAGUGGACAUGGAACCAGAAUUACAUAUUGAUGUUAUCGAAAAGAAUUGGAAUCGCCUAAUAAUGUUGCAUCAGGAGCGCGAGCAGGCUAUUAUAGACGAAAUUAAACGACUCGAGCGACUGCAACGACUCGCCGAGAAAGUGCAUCGUGAGAUGAAAACGACUGACAACAGAUUAGAGGAGCUUGAGAGACGUGUGGAGGACGAAGCACGCAGGCUCGAUCGCCUUCAUCCUUUGGAAGCGAAACACGCAGUGGACUUACUGGAACAGGACAUACGCAGUACGGAAACCCAGAUACAGAAUAUAUUUACCGAUGUGCACACCCUUACGGAGGGUAGAUACAGUCAGGCGCCUGAGCUUCAUAAGAGAGUACAGAAAUUGCAUCAAAGAUGGGUUGUACUACGAUCUCUUCUGCAUAGGCGUCUGGUACAACCUCUCUCUGCGGUUUCCUUCCCUGUGGAGGAACGUGUUGUCACGAAACACCGCACUACCGUCCAUGAAACACGAUUGGUUGAUACCAAUCCACACUUCCGCGCAUUACACGAUUGCAUAGAUUGGUGUAAGAGCAAAUUGAAACAUCUACAAGAAGCUGAUUACGGAUCGGACUUGCCUAGUGUGCAAAAUGAAUUGGAUGUACAUCAACGAGAGCAUAAGAACAUCGAUCAAUUCAAAGCCAAGGUCGACAAGUGCGUGCAGGCAAAGAACAAUUUUCAUGGCGAGGAACUCACGUUGUACAGUCAGCAUCUUAACACUCUGCAGAAACUUUAUGCCGAGCUUCUUAACAUAUCGAAUAAGAGGCUUUCUGAUUUGGAUACCCUACAUGAUUUUAUACAAUCGGCUACUGGCGAAUUGGUUUGGUUAAACGCCAAAGAAGAAACAGAAGUCACGCGCGAUUGGAGCGACAAGAACCUCAAUGUGCAGAGCAUUGAACAAUAUUACGAGUCUUUGAUGAGCGAUUUGGAGAAACGUGAGAUACAAUUUUCGGCAGUGCAAGAUCGUGGUGAGGCACUUGUUCUUCAGCAUCAUCCUGCAGCAAAAACGAUCGAAGCUUACAUGUCCGCUAUGCAAACUCAGUGGGCUUGGUUAUUACAACUCACUCUCUGCCUUGAAGUACAUUUAAGACACGCCGCGCAAAACCAGCAAUUUUUCAAGGAAAUUCAACAGGCCGAACAGUGGAUCUCCAAACAGGAUGAAACGCUGAAUACCGUUUACUCGCAAUCCGAUUUCUCAUUGGACGAAGGAGAACGGCUUUUGAAGGGCAUGCAAGAGUUGCGCGAGGAGCUUAAUAAUUAUGGUGAUCACGUACAGAGACUCGUGGAAAGAGCAAAGGACAUCGUUCCUAUGAAGCAACGCAAACAACCAGUUAUGCGACCGUUACAAGUCACUUGUAUCUGUACCUACAAACAAGUCAAUAUGUCUAUCGAGAAAGGAGAACAAUGCACGCUGUACGAUAAUUCCGGUAGAGUUAAAUGGCGCGUCAAGAACACGCAGGGAGUGGAAUCUCCUGUACCAGGUGUCUGCUUCGCACUGCAACCUCCCGAUAAGGAAGCAUUGGAUGCUGCGGAAAGAUUGAGACGACAAUAUGACAGAAGUGUUGCUCUCUGGCAACGAAAACAAUUGAGACUAAGACAAAACAUGAUAUUCGCGACUAUCAAGGUAGUCAAGGGUUGGGAUUUGCCGCAAUUCUUGGCGAUGGGACAAGAUCAACGUACAGCUAUCAGAAAAGCGCUGAAUGAAGAUGCAGAUAAGUUACUAUCCGAAGGAGAUCCGGCGGAUCCACAACUCAGAAGAUUGAAACGCGAGAUGGCGGAUGUUAAUCGACUGUUCGAUGAUUUCGAGAAGCGUGCCAGAGCCGAGGAAGAAUCGAAAAAUGCUGGACGCAUUUUCAACGAUCAAGCGUCUUCGCUUCAGCAGGCACUCGACGAAGCCGAGCGAGUAUUGAACGCGCGCAUAGCCGCGCCUUUACCUCGAGAUCUUGAUAGCUUGGAACAUCUCGUAUUGCAGCACAAAGAUUACGAGCAGAAUCUACAACGCUUGGCGCCGGACGUGGAACAAAUGCAACAGACGUUCCGCGGAAUCACUCUGAAGACUCCGGCGAUGAGGAAUAAACUUGAUAAUAUCACGAGCAAAUGGAGUCACUUGUGGAAUCUUAGCAGCUUGUAUGUUGAGCGCUUGAAGUGUGUUGAGAUUGUGCUGUCCAGCCUUGAAGAAAAUACGACGGCAAUCUCCGAGUUUGAAAUUAAAUUGGCCUCCUUCGGCGAAUUACCAUCGGACGUAAAGGGUUUGCAAAGUGUAUUGGAAGAUCUGAUGGUUCUUCAGAAUGCUAUCGCACAGCAACAAGUGUCAAUAGAUCAAUUGAAUGAAGAUGCGCAUAACGCCAGACGUCUUGUAGAGAAAUCAAGGCCGAAUCAUCGAGGUCCGCACGGCGACAUGGACAGAUUGGACGCUGAGGUUAACAAACUAAACGCGCGAUGGACGAACGUCUGUGGUCAGCUCGUCGAUAGAUUACGCAGUGCCGAAACAGCCUAUGGAUUGGCGCAGCAGUAUCAAAACUCGUAUCAGAACGAGGUGGACUUUGUCGAUGACUCAUAUGGAAAAUUAGAGCUGGAGAACACGAAGAACUUGUUGAGCAAGGUGUUGGAUCGCACGCCGGCAAUCGAAGCGGUGAAUCUCACGGGCGGUAGAUUGAUCCGUGAAGGGAAGAUCUACGGACAAAGGCUCCGAGCGUUCAAAGAACAAUUGGAAGAUAUCUGCCCGUCGUUGGACGCAUCGGUGAAGAGGCCACGGAGAGAUUCCGUUAUUACAGUCGAUAAUGUUGCGCGCGAUCUAGAUAUCCUGAAUCGAAGAUACACGACUCUCGUGAAUCUGCUUGAGGAGCGAGUCAGGCAGCUGGCAUUACUACAUCCUGAGGACACUUCCUUACAGCGUGUUCUUCAAGAACAAAGGCCGCUGCGGACGUUCCGCACAGAGUUCAACAUAUAUGAAAGCACUACUAGCGAGGAGCGUUACACAUCCACAACCACACACUACACUCAGUCACAAUAUAUCUCCGAGAGACAUGAGUCCACCGAGACGACUUUCUCGAGCGAGACUUCGAAGAGAAGUUACAAUGCGGAGCAAGCUAUGUAUCGUCCUAAUGACGAGACCACCAGCCUGGGUGCGGUUCAGACCGACGGCGUCGGGGAGACCCUGGGUGCGGUCCAGCCCGACGGCGUCGGUGAUACCCUGCUCAAACGCUCGCACGAGAGCGAUACGACGAACUAUGAUAGGCGACAGCAGCAGCACGAGUUUUCGUCCGUCGUGGACGGCGGGUUUAGUAGCGAGCUUAGAGGGGUCGACGAUAGGGGUAAUAUUAUCGAAUCGGUUCACGUGAUGGACGUUAAGUGUAUCAUAGAUCAGAGCACCGGCAAAGUUCUUAGCGUGCGCGAGGCGAUUCGGCUCAAGAUCCUCGACGUUAGGAACCUUAGGAUAGUGACAUCGAGCGAUGGCAGGACGAGCGUGUCGAUCCAGGAGGCCGCGCGUGACGGUAUCAUCAACGCGGAGAUGGCCGAUUGGCUGUUAACUCCAAAUGGUCGGGUGUCUAUGCUCGCGGCAAUGAGUGAGGAGUUCAACGACGAACGGGCCGACAUCGCGGAUCGAGUUAAGGUAACGACAGCACGUCGUGACGAUGGUGGCGGAAAUAAUGCCGCCACCAUGGGAUUUAGCGUUGUCGAUGCGAUGAGAAAGGGCUUAUUGGAUCCAGCCACGGGAGAGGUCAUCGCCGAGAAUGGCGAACGAAUUUCGAUUGAGGAGGCAUACUCACGCGGCUAUCUUACUAAGGUGGACGUGACCGUUAGGGUAACUCGUAGUGCCAUCGCACUCUCCGACGCAAUAUCGCAGAAUCUUGUGGAUGAUCGGACCGGCCGCAUCGUCGAUAGGAUUACCGGCGAGUCUUAUCCAUUGGACGAAGCCGUCGACAAAAACAUUAUUGAUGCGAAUGUGAAAGAGAUUGUGGAUACGAGGAGCGACUGCAAGAUGACGGUGGCUGAGGCUAUGAAACACGGUAUAUUGAAUGCCAAAAGCGGUAGAUACAUGCACGGCUUGUCGAUGGAGAAAUUGCCGUUUAAGGAAGCUCGUCGUCGGCAAUUGAUCGUUAAGCCGAUGACGCUCAAAGACUGUUGCGAUCUAGAAAUUAUCGACGACAAAGGCAAAAUCGUCAGUCCAGCACAUCGUGAUAAAUUAACGUUAUUGGAGGCCAUAUCACGCGGAGUCUUAGACUCGGAGAACAUCAAGUCCAUAGUAGAUACUCGAACCGGCGAAAUGAUUACGCUAGCCGAUGCCUUAACCAGCGGUAUAAUUAAAAUCGAUGGCACGUAUCGCGACAUGUUGAAGGAUGAAAAGUUCCCUAUUCCUCUAGCCGUCGAGAAAGGUCUGAUCACGUCGGUGACUCAGAAAAGUAUCUUUGACAUCGAUGGCUUCAAAGAUCCAGUUUCCGGCGAAUAUAUUAGUUUGAAUGCGGCAUUAUUGAAAGGUUUGAUCAGCUCAAAGUCCGGCGGUACUUUCACGAUUGACCUAAAAACCGGAAAGACCGUUUCAUUAAGCGAAGCAGAAGAACAGGAUUAUAUUAGACCAGAAGUACUGGAGAUGCUAAGCCGUGGCAUCGGCAUUACCGAGAACGGAUGCGAGACAAGCGUUCUCGAGGCUGUGCUGCUCGGAUUGUUAGAUCCUAAGUCUGGUCAAUUGUUGGAUCCGCGUAGCAAGAGAAUAGUGCCUUUGGAGGAGGCGAUCAAGCGAGGACUCAUUACUCCCGACGGUGCCGCACUGCUCACCAGUUUAUUGAACAUCGCAGUCACCACGCAAACUGUGACGAAGACCAUCAGAAGAUACGUGACGACUCUACAAACGGGUGAAACUGUUACAAGAGAUUUCAAAAUCAGUUAUGAAGAAGCGUUAAGCAGCGGUUUGAUCGAUGAAAAUAAAAAUGAAUUUAGGGAUCCUGAUUCGGGAAUGACGAUGUCCAUUAAAGAUGCUUUUGAGCAAAGUUUGCUUGGUGAUGACGUUCGCCAACAUGUACAUUCGCAAGAACGUACUUCGGAUUCGUUACAUACAACUUUUGAAAGUACUCUGACAACAAAUAUCGAUGAAGUACCUAGAAGUAGAAGAAGUGAAUCACCACCUAGAGCAAUUGGCACAGUUACAACUAUUAUUACCAAAGAAAUUGCUCCGCGAGCAUCAUCUACACCGAUGAAAGAGUCAUCCUCAGUUACGAUGACGAUCGCACCAUUAGCCAUGACUGAUUCUGUUUCUUUCGCGCGAGAUUCAACUAAAGAUAUCUCACCUUCGACAAAAGUUAGCGACUCGACUAAAUGGUCGACUUCCGAAAUAACAUCGAAAACGAGUUCGUUUGAUCAAACUCAUAUAGUAAGUCAUGAUCUCAAAUCACCUUUGCGUGAUGAAAAACAAGAUAUGGAAGUAAUUACAUCAGUUAUACCAACUACGAAUCGCACAUCAGAGAUUUCGAAAUUCAUAGAAAACGAACGUGUUUUCACGAAUAAACAAGUGUUCGAACUACCCACGGAUGGUUGGACACUCGCUGAAGCUAUCGAUAGGAAACUACUUGAUCCUGUUACAGGUCUUUUCAUAAUUCCAGGCACCGACAGAUUGGUUUCUUUCGAAGAAUGUAUUAACUUGCAGAUCAUCAAUCCGAGUUCUGGUUUUGUUAUUGAUCCCUCUAAUGGAAGAAAGGUGUCGUUGGUGCGAAGCUUAGAAAAGAAUAUUCUGGACUCUACGGGUCACUAUUGUUAUCCACAAAAAAUCUCGAUGAGAGAAGCGAUUGCGAAUGGAUUGAUCAUAUUGGAAGGAGAACCGAGCGUAGAUAGCGUAGAUAGCACUAAUCAGAGGCUUCUUCAGAUCACAAGGGUUUCAGGUGAGCCCGAUAAAGUGGAGUUGACGCGUGUUGGCGAUCCUUCUCAGCAAAUGGAAAUAAAAGUUAGCGACGAAAUGUCUAUGCCGGAUCCGGUGCAAGUAACUCAGGGAGUGAUUUAUGAUCCAGGAACGGCCUUAGUAAUCUCCACAAAAACUGGAAAAUCUGCGAAUCUCUUAGCCGCAGUUUCCGAAGGAACGAUACCGUCUACUGCUGUAAUCGUCAAAGAUCCAACGACGGGUAAAGACAUUGGCAUGGCGGAAGCUGUUAACCGCGGUAUUCUGAAUACUAAUACAUGCGAAUAUAAAAUUGAUGAUGGCAGAAAGAUAUCACUGAUCGAUGCGGCAAAGUUUGGAGUGGUGGCUGUUCUCGGUGCUCCCCUUGCGGCCACCGCGGCCGCCAUAGAAGCGGUACAGAGAACGAUGGUCAAAGAUCCAGUAACUGGUAAGAAAGUGCCAAGAGAAGUCGCCAUUGAACGUGGCAUCAUUCCGAUGGACGAUAACGUAAUUUCACCAAUUAUUGAAUCUGCAAGUGGUACGCCUGAUGAAAAUGAAAAAGUUAUUGUGAAACAUGAUGAACCUGGAAAUGUUUGCAUACCGAAGGAGGACGUUAAGAAUACAACUUUGAUUGAUUUGUCGAAAUCCGCUAAUGAUGUUAUGGAUGGCGAGAGUUUAGGCACGAAGACCAGAGCGCGAGUGACGGUCGAGCCGAGGUAUCAAGUUACGAUUGGUAAAGCGAAAACACUACCACAAAGUCCGGAACAAGAAGCGAAACCUAUCGUUCUGCAGAAGAUGCGAAAGAGGAUAGUAAACGUUAAGGAAGCGUUGCAAAGUGGUUUCAUCGACAUGGAAACAGCAGAUACCUUCGCGAAGAAAAUGUGUGAUGAGAAAGGGGAUCCGAUCACUCUUUCUGAAGCAAUCCGUGAUAACCAAAUAGACGCCAAUCAAGGUCAGAUCAUGGAUCCACAAAGAGGCGAUGUGCUUAGUAUCAAGCAGGCUAUCGAUCGUGGAAUCCUUGAUCCAGAGAGCGCGCAUAUAUUAGUACCUUUGGCGAAAAGCUUGUCCGUGCCCAGCUUAUAUACGCAAGGUUUGCUAGAUCCUGUAGAGGGUAAAAUCGUUCAUCCAGAAACAGGCGCGCAUCUCACUCUCAACGAGGCUAUAGUAUGCGAAAUAGUGGAUCCUCUAUCUAACUUGAUGUUUACUGUUGAUGGCCGUACGGAAACGUUGCAGUCUGCCAUUGCGAACGAUACUGUCGAUGCAGAGAGAUUGUUGGUCAAAACGCAAGGCGGUAGCGUAGAUUUAGUGAAUGCGAUAGAGAACAAAGUGCUUGAGUUAAAGAGACCGACUAAAUCUUUCAAUAUACCGCCGGCGGGAAUGACGUUCCCUGUUGCAUUAAAACGUGGAUUGAUAGACAUCAGCAAGAAAGAAAUACGUCAUCCUAUUACCGGAGAGCAUUUACCACUGGAGGACGCUAUAAAGAAAGAUUUUAUCAUGGCAUUACCAUAUCCAGUGACUCCUGACAGUAUCGAAAUAACGAAGGCUUUAGAAUCAGGAUUGAUUGACAGGGACAAGGCUAUAUUCUUCCAUCCUACUACGGGAACUCCGAUUCCAAUUGCCGAAGCUGUCGAGUCUGGUCUACUCAUCAUCAAAUCGCCUCAUGAUGAAAAUACAGCUGCCAUUACUGAAACAGUUACAUCGUACCACACUAUUACGACCAAGACUGUUGAGCUUUUGCCAGGUUAUGCGCUGAAGAAUCCAACGGAAGUACAAGAUAUUAAUACCGGUAAUAUCAUUACUAUUGAAGAGGCACGACAACGAGGUAUCAUUAAAGAUGUAUCUGAAACUAAACAGGAAUUCACGACGAAAGAUAUCAAGAUGUCCUUUAAUCACGCAGUGGAAAAAGGAUUCGUAGAUAUGGAAAAGGGAAUUUAUACUGAUCCUUGCACCGGUACCGUAAUGCCUAUCGCUAAAGCCGUUGAGGAAGGAAUCCUCGAUACUUCAUCUAGCAAGAGUGAAUCUGUAACACCCAGAAAAUCUCCCAAUAACAGUUUGACUGUGUUAGAAGCGGUUGAGCAAAUUUAUGAUGAAAAAACUGAGACGUUUAAAGAUCCUGAGACGAACGAAUCUUACAAUUUGACGGAAGCAAUGAAAGUGGGACUAAUCGAACCCGAUUCUGUACUUUAUAAUGUGAAAACUAAAGAAUCUAUCACUACCAAAGAAGCACUCGAGAAAGGUUUGCUUGAUCCUGCCACUGGAAAAAUGAAAAUUGCGCGAGAUCAGAAGGAUCAUUCGAUUAGCAUAGCGGAAGCUACGAAAAUGGGUCUCUUGGCAGUCGUAGCCGCACCAAUCUUAGCUGGAAAAGCAGUUGUUGAUGCAAUUUCAAGUCGCAAAUCUAAAGAGUCAAAACCGAAUGCAUCCGAGACGAAAUUAUCUGUUUCAGCGAAGAAAGAAUCAAGUCCACCUGUAAAAAUUAUUUCAAGCCAAAUUCAAAUUACCCAGAAAUCUCAUGUUGAUUCUCAAAGUGAAGAUAAAACGUCGAGUUUUAUAGAAACGCAAAAACCAUUUUCAGAUAGAAUAGUAGAAGAGAUUCAAACUACAGAGACAGAAAUGGAAGACGAUAGCCAAUUGAGAAGAAUCACGGACGAAGAAAUGCCAAAAUCCAUUUCGAUAACCAUUACGAGAGAAUUAACGCCUCAGGUUCUUGCGGAACUUGGAAUAUUUGAUCCUGUAAGAGAAAAAUUCUUGGAUCCGGAAAUGGGUACCAUCACUUCCUUCAACGAUCUAGUAUUAAACCUGAAAGUCUUUGAUCCAGACCGAGUACUCGUCAAAGAUCUAUCCAAGACGGAUUUGUACGUGAAACUACGUGAGGCAAUCAGCCGACCUCUCGUAGACAGAAACGUCGCUUACAUGGUCGAUCCAAAGACCGGUAAAAAGAUACCUUUCUUCGAGGCGGUGCGCUUGGGUUGGAUCAAGGAGGAACCGGAAGAUGAAACAGAUACAGAACAAUUUGCAGAAUCGCAGGCUUUAGACUUGCAAGAAGCUAUCGAUAUUGGCAUAUGCAAUCCCAUCACAGGAACAAUUCAAGAUCCAAAAACGGGACAAGUGUUGUCCAUGAACGAAGCUAUUGAUACAGGAUUUAUCGACGUUGAUGUGCUUGGCGUGAGAAAUCCCAUUACUGACGAAAUCGUGCCGUUUUGUGAAGCGUUGGAAACCGGCAUCGUAAAUCUUCGCAAGGACGUUGUCAUCAAUACAGAAACAAGAACGGAAAUCAAUAUUACAACGGCGUUUUUACGAGGUCUAAUUGUACCCAUUUCUCGCAAACCGAUCUCAUUAGAAGCUAUUAUUAGGCAAGGUCAUUACGAUACUGAGACAGGAAAAAUACAAGAUCCUCUAACUAAACAAUUGAUCGACGUUGAGGAAGGUGUUCGUAGAAGUGUUGUUGAUGCUUUUAUCACCGAGGUUGAGGAUACAAAAGCCGGUUCAUCCGUCUCGUUGGAUGACGCGCUGACUAUGAACUUGUUGAUUCCCAGUACAGGUCGCUUGCGCGAUACGAAAGCGGGAGAGCUUCUACCCUUGGACGUAGCGCUUCAUAAACAUUUGAUUAUCACAACACCAUUCGUGCCUUCGCUGAUAGACGCUAUUGUUCAGCAAUACUAUUCACCGAAAACUGGCCUCGUUCUGAAUCCAAUGACGGGUGAAGAUAUAACGCUGAAGGAGGCAUUAGCUAUUGGUUAUAUUAAUGGCUCUACUACAGUAGUAAAAGAUGAUAGAAAAGAUAGCGUUAUUCCUCUCAAUGAAGCAGAGAAAAAUAAGCUAAUAGAUUUAGUAAGAGGAACAUUGAUUUAUCCGCAUUCUAUGACAUUGGACGUUGCCUUUGAAAAAGGAUACAUUUUGAGUACCGUGAAACCAUGGACGCUACAGGAAGCUUUAGCUCUUCAAAUUUAUGAUCCAAAGUUAGGCACUUUUACUAUUGAUGAUAAUAAUUGUACUUUGGAGGAGGCGAUGGAGAAAGGCUUUAUUAGUAAAGACAGUCCAUCGAUUAAAGAUCCGAGAAACAACGAUAUUAUAUCUCUGGGCGACGCUAUCAAACAUGGCUUUAUCAAUACGAAGACCAGUACGGCAGUGGAUCCAUGUACCAGUGCGCCUCUUUCGUUAACUGAUGCCUUAGAUCGCGGCUUUAUAGUGCCAGCGAAACGUAAAAUAUCCCUACCGGACGCCGUCUUCAAAGGUUUAUACGAUCCCAAGACCGGACAAUUCACAAUACCUGACACGCAAGAGAAGCUUCCUACUGAUCGCGCGAUUAAAAUGGGCGUGAUAGAUGCAACUACCGCAAUCGUACGAGAUCCCAACGGCGACGUGAUGACAUUCAAUAAGGCUAUUAAGACCUCCAUAGUUGACCCCAAAUCCGGAACAGUUAGUCAUACCAGAGGACCGCCUGUAGAUUUCCAGGAAGCGCUGGAACGUGGUUUGCUUCUCGAAACAAGAAGACCUAUGAGCUUUAGCGAGGCAAUUUCAAAGGGCAUCCUCGAUGAGAAGACCAACAAAUUUUUAGAUCCGCAGACGGGAAUUUAUCUAACAAUAUUGGAAGCUAUUCAAAAGAAUCUAAUAGACGCUGACUCGGUUACCGUCAAGGAUACGAGGUCCAGCAUCUGGAAAACGAUGACACUAAUGGAAGCUAUACAAUCUGAUUACAUGGACGGCACUACUGGCUAUCUCAAAGAUCCUAAUAAAGGUAACAGGAACGUAUCUCUGAGGGACGCCUUUGAAUCUGGCCUCAUUGUUGACAAUAGAGCAGCCGUAUCUUUACAACGUGCCAUCCAUCAAGGAUUGUACGAUGAUAACACAGGCAAGAUCACCGAUCCCAGUACAGGUAGAGCCGUGACGUUGCAUGAAGCGAUGAGAAAGUGUGUAAUUAGCCCUACGUUACCGUGUUAUUGGGACAAGCGUGGCGAACGUUUACUAUCAUUAGCAGAAACAUGUCGUGCUGGCGUAAUUGAUAGGCGCACCGGCAUGUUCAAAGAGCCGAGCAUGGGAUUUGGCCUAUAUGAGGCGAUAUUAAUGAAUAUGUACGACGUUUCGUCAGGCAAAUUUAUACAUCCAACCAGCAACCGCAAGCUGACGUUAGCUGAGUCAUGCCAAGUGGAUCUAAUAAAUUCCUUGACAUCGAUUAUCAAGUGCACCAGGUCUAAUAAAUACAUCCCACUGGCCGAAGCAAUCUCCUCGGGCAUCGUCGAUGACAUUCGUGGCAUGUAUGUCAUCCGCGAACUUGAUAAAGUGAUUAAUCUCCAAGAAGCAGCGAAGAAGGGUUUCAUCGUCACAUCAAAGACGCCCCUCUCGAUCGAGGAGACAAUUAAGUAUCACCUUUACCGUAGCGAUAGUGGUAAAUUUGCUAAUCCUGUUGUUAAUGAAUAUCAUGACCUGCUUCAAGCGAUUAACUGCGGUCUCGUAGAUCCUGAUACUACUGCCUUAAAAGAUGCGACGACCGGACAAAUCAAGUCGCUAUUAAUGGGCAUCGAAGACGGGACGGUCGAUGUGUCUCGAGGAAGAAUAUUGGAUCCUAAGACGACACGUGCUUUUAAUAUUGAUGUAGCUUUAGAAAGAGGUCUAUUGGUCACAAUCGAUAAACCUCUAGCGCAACAAAUAGCACAUAGAUCACCUUUAGAAGCUUCUAAAGCCGGACUUGGCGAUAAAAAUGUCAAAGAAUGUACUUUAGAAGAAGCGAUUAACUAUCAACUGAUUGAUCCGAAUACGUCAGUUGUAAGAGACCCUAGAACCGGUCGAUUUGUGACGACGGCAAGAGCGAUUGCGGACAAUGUCGUAGAUCCCUCCGUCAGAGGCACGAUUGAACUGAACAGCGGAAGCAAAAGGGAACCGCGUUUUGUACGUUUCGGUGAUGUCACCAUAUUCGUUAGGGAACCUUUCACUUUUGAGCAAGCAGUGGAGAAAGAGUAUCUGUCGCUAGAAUCGGGCAAAUUCACGGAUCCGAUCUCGAACGAACAAUUGACUCUAAAAGAGGCGGUCGGUCUCGGUAUCGUAGACUCGGACUCGGCGUUGAUUAAAGACUCGCAGAAGAAGAAGCUGGUAAAAUUACCGGAGGCAUUCCGCAAGGGCAUGAUGGACGCUGAGAAGGGCAAUGUGCUGGACACUGCUACGUCCAAGUUGUACAGCUUGCCCAAGGCUCUGGAAGCUGGUCUGUUGAUCACCCCGAGGAACGGCGUUUCGUUCAUCGAAGCGCUGCAGUUCAAUCUUUACAAUCCUACCACGGGCAGCUUUUAUGAUCCCUUCGUUAUCACUUCCGUAUUAGAUCGUAGGCGCCUCACGCUGGCGAAUGCAAUCGAGUCGGGCCUAAUCGAUCCGUCCACCACCGUGAUCAAAGAUCCGUUCACGGGUAAUAUCGCGAGUCUGUUAGAAGCAAUGAGUAGCGGAAAGGUAGAUUCCAUAGGAGGCAGAUUAGUCGAGGACAUUGAUGGCAACAAUAUCGACUUCAUGAAGGCCUUGGAGCGGGGUUAUAUACUCGCCGCUGAAGCCAGGCAAGCGGUGGAAGAGAAGUACAAGCUCUGUGACGAGACACUAUCUAAGCUUCUACAGUGGGUCUCCGAAGUUGAGAAUAGACUGGCGAAUCAAGAUACCGUCAAAGAAGACGUAGAGGAGUUGAGAAAACAGAUAAUUAUCAUGAAAGAAAUAAAGGAGGAUCUUGAAUCUCACAGUCGACCCGUGUCAUCCUGUCUAGAUCAGAUUCGACAAGUCGUCUUGACUGGCAGCAACGUGUUAUCUAGCGACGAAGUGUCCACAUUAGAGAAGAAUGGUCGAUCUUUAAAAACUCGAUUUGACAAAGCAUUAGAUCGUACUGACAAAUUAGUGAAACGUCUUAUUGGUGCGAGAGAUGAACUAACAAAGUUCAAGAAUGAGCUGAUGACAUUCUCGAUUUGGUUGGACAAAGCCAGAAGCGUGCUCGAGGAUAAGGAGCGUUCCUUAUCCGAUUUGAACAAACUUAGUACCAGCACAGAUACAACUCGCGAUUUCAUCAGUGAUGUUAUUGCUCAUCAGGCAGAUUUGAGAUUUAUUACAAUGGCCGCACAGAAAUUCGUUGACGAGAGUAAAGAGUACCUCCAAGUUCUUAACGACUUCAGGACCAGCUUGCCGCAAAGAUUGCCACAUAAAGAGCCCACAGCUAGCCAAGAUUCACCGGUACGAGCCGAAGUAUCCAAUGCAACUGCUCGAUACAAAGAUUUAUUAUCUCGAGCGAAUCUCCUGUCAGAUAGAUUGUCGGGAGUUGGCGGCAAACAGAGAGAUUAUCACGAUUCUUUAGAUAAAGCUAGAACGUGGUUGAGAGACGUUGAGCCAAAAGUUAUCAGAGUUAUUUCCGAAUCUGUUGCCGCAGAACCGAAACAAGUAGAAGAUCAAUUGAGCAAAGCUAAGGCGUUGAACAACGAAUUCCUCGCUAAUGAACGUCUAAUUGACAAUGUUAAACACAGCGUUGAGGCACUGUUACAUUCUUUGGAAGGCCAACUAACGAUCAACGAGGCUAGAGAACUUGAGGAACCAGUGAGGGUAGUAGAAGAUAAGUACAAACAACUCAGUAAUGCUCUGGCUGAUAAAUGUCAAGAACUUGACACAGCGUUAGUAAGAAGUCAAGGAGUGCAGGAUGCAUUGGACAGUCUGGUUGCAUGGCUGAACAACGUUGAAAGUCAAUUUAAAUCGCUUCAACGUCCAGCAAGUUUGCAGAAGGAACGCUUGGAGGAACAGCAAAGAGAACAGCGAUUACUUCAAGCAGAUCUAGAUAGUCAUCGUUUGAGCGUAGAAACUAUUACAGCGAAUGCUCAGGAUCUACUCUUGAAUUCGAGCAACAUUCGCAUUGCCAAACGUAUUGAAAGCAAGCUGAAGGAUGUGCAAAGUAGAUUUGAAAAAUUGAUGGAUAAAUCUUUGAGACGCGGUGAAUUUUUGGAUGAAAUCGCGCAGGCCCUGAACGAAUUCCUCGGAGACGUGGCCAAAUUCGAGAGUUGGUAUGCACAUAUGAUGGAAGUUCUCGAUUCAAGAGAUCUGAACAAACUUGACAUGUCAGAGUACGAGGCUAAAAUGGCUCAACUGAUUGACAUGCGCGAGGAUCAGCGCGGAAACUUCGAAGAUCUCAUACGCAAUGGAAAGAAUCUGAUUUCUAAGAAGGAUAUAACCGAAGCAGGCACGAUUAGAGAUAAGAUCAAAGCACUCGAGUCUCAGUGGAAGGAACUAAACAAUCUGCUCGACGAGAAACAACGAUUGUGCAAAUCUAGAGCGGAGCAGCACACAGCUUAUGAGAAAUUGCGGGAUCAAAUACUUGAUUGGCUUACUCGUACAGAAAACAAGGUGCAAGGACUUGAGCCAGUCGCCGUAGAUUUGGACAAAUUAAAAAUACAGCAAGAGGAUUUGAAGCCUAUACAAAAAGAAUAUCGCGAUUACGGCAAUACGGUUGAUAAAAUCAAUGAUCUCGGUAUUGCUUAUGACAGUUUGAUGAAGGAACGCGGCGAAAGUCCAACGCGUCGACGUGGCAGUGCUAGUCCGACGAAGAGACCAGUACUGCGAAUGUCACAAGACGGUCGCUCGCCGUCACCCACUAAAUCCUACGCAGUUCAAAGUCCGGUCUCCCCAGGUGGUAGCAGUGGAUUCAGCAGCCGUCGUUCGAGCCAAGAUGGUUUCCAUCUCGAGGAAUUAUCGCCUGUUCAACAGCAACUUUCGGAAAUUAAUCACAGAUACGGAUUACUCGGCGUCAGAUUGUCGGAUCGCCAAACGGAGUUAGAUAAUAUUAGGGAGGAAUUGAAGAAACAUUUGGACCAUUUGAAAACACUUUCACAAUUCUUGGAUAAGAUUCAGCGGCAAUUGCCUAAAGAAAGCAUGCCUGCAACUAAAGAUGAUGCAGACAAAACGGUCAAACAAGUUAAGGUUCUCAUUGAGGAGAUGUAUGAGAAACAAUCUCUGCUGGAUAGUACUCGAACGCAAGUGCGUGAUUUGGUCAGACGUAAGAAAGGAGCUGACGGUAUGGAUAGAUUGAACGACGAGAUGGAAGACGUUGCUAGUCGGUGGAGAUCAAUUUCGGACAGAUGCAAAGACCGAAUUAAAUUCCUGGAAGAUAUUAAAGAUUUUUAUGACACGUAUGAUGGUCUUAACUCUUGGCUUGGCGCUAAAGAGCGUAUGCUGGGCGCUUUAGGACCAAUUUCGGCUGAUCCUCGGAUGGUCGCAAGUCAAGUGCAACAAGUACAGGUUUUGCGAGAGGAGUUUAGAACUCAGCAACCGCAAUUGGAUCAUCUCGUACAAAUUGGAGAAAGUAUCCUCAUCACGAUAUCCAUAGAUUCGAUAGAUGGUCAGAAGAUAAAUGCGAAAUUGCAGAGUAUUUUACAGAGAUGGGCAGAUCAAAUGGGAAGACUAGAUGAAAGAGCUCAGAGUUUAGGUGACGCUGUUGAUACUAGUCGUGAAUUCGAUGCCAGCCUUAACCGGCUGCGAGACGCUCUGCAAGGAAUCUCAGAUAAUUUAGAUGAGUUGACUCUUGAGAAGGAUCCCGAAGAACAGCUUCGUAAAAUCGAGAAUCUAGAAAGACAAUUGGAAGGUCAGAGACCAUUGUUAGCGGAUGUGGAAAUGGCCGGUGCACAGUUGUGUGAGGUUCUAAGUGAUCCAGCAUCGAGAUCCGAGAUUCAAGGAAAGCUCGCCACAGUCGGCAAGAUGUACAAUAACUUGCAGAAAAAGCUGGAUCAUAGAAAAGCAGAAAUCGAAGGUAAUCUGCGAGAUGGAAGACAAUUCGAAGCCUCCUGUAGCAGAACUCUGGGAUGGCUUGCGGACGAACUUGGAAACAUGUCUGAAAAAUUGCUAGUAUCUGCUGAUAGAGAAAUACUACAACAGCAACUUGAUCAUCACGAGCCUGUUUAUCGUAAUGUGAUGGGUAAAGAACAUGAAGUCAUAAUGCUGUUGAACAAAGGACGCGACAUACUUUCGCGGUCUCAGAAAACUGAAAAUCGUUCGCUUCAACGUGAUUUGGAUAAGAUGCAGUCACAGUGGGACCGUUUGAAGAAGGAUACUGUUGAAAGGCACACUCGAUUGCAGACCUGCGCGGAACAUUGCAAGAAAUACUAUAAAGCUCAAGAUGUAUUUCUUCCAUGGCUUCGACAAGCCGAGGAUAAAUUGGAUAGUUUGAUUCCCACUUCCUUUAGACGCAAGGACAUCGAGAAACAACUGAAAGAAUUGUCAUCGUUUAGGAACGAAGUAUGGAAACAUUCCGGAGAAUUCGAAAAUAACAAGAUGCUAGGCGAGACAUUUGUCGGAGCUUGUGAUAUUGAUAAGCAAAAUGUAAAGAACGAGCUUAGUGCUAUGAAAACUAGAUGGGAUAAAUUAAAUAAUGACUUGCUGUCUAGAACACAAUCUUUGGAAGAUACUGCACGUCAUCUAAUGGAUUUCAAUGAAAACUUACGCGAUUUGCAACACGGUUUACAACGUUGUGAAGAUAAGUUAUCUUCACAUGAUGCUCUUGGCGGAGCGGCUAAAGAUCCGAAACUUCUUGAUAGAAUAAAGAACUUACGAGAGGAAACAACGAGCUUGAAGAAACCUUUGCAGUGUGUAAGACAACAGGCUAAUGAUCUUGUGAACAAAGCCGGCGAGCAAGGCGUCGAUGCGACACAUUUACAAGACGAAAUUGACAAUGUUACUGAUCGCAUUAACGACCUGCAAGCGAAACUAGAUGACAGAUGCAACGAACUGCAAAGUGCAGCGACAGCGGUUGCGCAAUUUAAUGAUCAAGCGAAAUUGAUUAAUCAACAUCUGUCUGCUCUUGAAAAAGAUCUAGAUUCCAUGAAAGCACCCGGUAGAGAAAUCAAGAUUGUAAGAGGACAAUUAGAGGAUAUUGCCAAGAUUGUUAGCAGAAUUAACAAACUCUAUGAAGAAAUUGGCGAUCUGGCGAAUCUUGGCGAACGUUUGGUUGAUUAUGGCUUCGCUGCUGACGCUGUAGCCACAAGAGAUCAGGUUGACGGAUUUAAACGGCAAAUUGGUAAACUGGAUGAGCGAGCGCGUAACAGAGAAGAUGAACUCACUUCUACUUUGAACAAGUUACAAGAGUUCUAUCAAUUACACGCAAAUGUUAUGGAGGGUAUCAAUGAUGCAAAUGAACAAGUCAGAAGAUUUAAACCUGUGGGAUCCGAAGUGGACUCUAUUAAAGCUCAACAGGAGGACUUCAGAACUCUCAAAAUUAAAAGGAUUGAACCACUAGCACACGCCGUUGAAGAUUGUAACGUGCUCGGUCAAAACCUCAUACAAACUGCAGGACGAGAUGUCAAUACCAGUAAUAUCGAAAAAGACGUCGAUAAAAUGAACGAAAGGUGGAACGACUUAAAAGAUAGACUGAACGAGCGCGAUCGCAGGUUGGACGUUGGAUUAUUGCAGUCGGGCAAGUUCCAAGAGGCUUUAGAUGGCUUAGCGAAAUGGUUGACCGAUACGGAAGACAUGGUUUCGAAUCAAAAGCCACCUUCUUCAGAUUACAAAGUCGUGAAGGCGCAAUUGCAAGAACAGAAAUUCCUGAAGAAGAUGUUGAUGGACCGACAAAAUUCUAUGACGUCUCUCUACAAUAUGGGACGAGAAGUAGCCGCCGAUGCGGACCCAAAGGAACGUAAGGCCAUUGAGAAACAAUUGAAUGAUCUAGUGGGCAGAUUUGAUAAUCUGACGGAAAGCGCCGCAGAGAGGAUGGAUGCUCUUGAGCAAGCAAUGACGGUAGCGAAACGAUUCCAAGAUAAGUUAGUACCACUUACUAUCUGGUUGGACAAGACGGAGAAGAAAGUCAGGGACAUGGAAUUGGUUCCUACCGACGAAGAGAAAAUACAACAGCGUGUCAAUGAACAUGACAUACUUCAUGAAGAUAUUAUAUCGAAGACGCCAGAUUUUAGCGAACUCACGGAGAUAGCGAGCCAACUUAUGUCGCUGGUAGGCGAAGAUGAGGCUACUACGUUGGCUGAUAAACUGCAGGAUGCGGCAGAUAGAUAUGCAGCUUUGGUUGAACGAUCCGAAGCUCUCGGUAGCUUGUUACAACGUUCGAGACAAGGCUUACGUCAUUUGGUUCUUACGUAUCAAGAUUUACAAGCAUGGAUGGAAAACAUGGAGAUCCGAUUGUCGAAGUAUCGCAUCUUGGCUGUACAUACGGAAAAGCUUUUACAACAAAUGGAAGAUCUCGCGGAUCUUACAGAAGAAGUAUCUACGCGACAAACGGAAGUUGACAGUACCGUAGAUUCCGGCCUAGAACUGAUGAAACACAUCUCGAGUGACGAAGCACUUCAACUAAAGGACAAAUUGGAUUCUCUGCAACGACGGUUUAACGAUCUUGUCACGCGCGGCUCAGAUCUUUUAAAACAUGCCCAAGAGUCCUUACCAUUGGUGCAACAAUUCCAUGAUAAUCACAAUCGUCUGAUGGAUUGGAUGCAAGGCGCAGAGGCUGCUUUGCAGUCCGCCGAACCUCGUGAGGAAGAGAUUAUCCGACUCGAGAUGGAAAUAUCGGAAUAUAGACCCGUCUUAGACAAGAUCAAUGCUGUGGGUCCACAGCUGUGUCAAAUGUCGCCAGGAGAAGGUGCUGCGACAAUCGAAGGUCUCGUAACCAGGGACAACAGGCGAUUCGAUGCAAUUGCUGAACAGAUCCAAAGAAAGGCAGAAAGAAUUCAAUUGAGCAAACAGCGAUCUUUGGAAGUGAUUGGCGAUAUCGAUGAUCUGCUCGAUUGGUUUAGAGAAGUGGAUAAUCAACUUCGAGAGGCUGAGCCGCCCAGCAGCGAGCCUGAAAUUAUUAGAGUACAAUUGAAAGAACAUAAAGCGCUUAAUGAUGAUAUAUCCAGUCAGAAAGGUAGAGUUCGUGAUGUUAUUUCGACUGCAAAAAAAGUAAUACGCGAGAAUGCUCAGCACGAAGACACAUCUACUAUCAGAGAUAAGAUGGAGGACUUGCGCGAAACAAUGGAAAUUGUAUCGGCUUUAUCAACGGACAGAUUGGGAGCUCUCGAGCAAGCUCUACCGUUAGCAGAACAUCUUCGCGAUACUCACGCUGGCCUGGUCAGUUGGCUCGAGGAGGCUGAACAACAAGUCGCUAUGUUACCUAUGCCUGCCUUGCGGCCUGACUUGAUAGCGGCGCAACAGGAUAAAAAUGAGCUUCUUAUACAGAGCAUUAACGAGCAUAAACCUCUAGUAGAGAAACUCAAUAAGACCGGUGAAGCGCUCAUUAAGUUGUGCAAUGAAGAAGAAGGUAUAAAAGUGCAAGACAUCUUGGACAAUGAUAACGCUCGCUAUGCGGCAUUGAGAGCCGAGCUAAGAGGUCGGCAACAAGCGCUGGAGCAGGCACUGCAGGAAUCCUCUCAGUUCUCUGAUAAACUGGAGGGUAUGCUGCGCGCAUUGUCUUCUACCGCCGAUCAGGUGAACGGCGCUGAACCCAUCAGUGCUCAUCCAGCUCGUUUACGCGACCAGAUGGAAGAAAAUGCUGCCUUAGCAGACGAUCUUGCUCAGAGAUCCGAGGCUUACGCGGCUGUUAAAAAAGCAGCGGACGAUGUGAUCAGCAAGGCCGGCAAUAGGGCCGAUCCGGCAGUGAAAGACAUCAAACGCAAGCUGGAUAAACUUAAUAGAUUAUGGACCGACGUCCAAAAGGCCACGACCGAUCGCGGUCACACUUUAGAUGACACUCUAGCCGUCGCCGAAAAAUUCUGGGCCGAGUUGAACGGAGUCAUGGCCACUUUAAGAGAACUACAAGAUGCGCUGGCUGGACAGGCGCCACCGGCGGCUCAACCAGCUGCUAUCCAGCAACAGCAAGUAGCAUUGCAAGAAAUUCGACAAGAGAUCGAUCAGACCAAGCCAGAUGUUGAACAAGUCCGAACAUCAGGACACGAAUUGAUGGGCUUGUGCGGCGAGCCGGACAAACCUGAAGUACGAAAACACAUUGAAGAUUUGGAUCAGGCUUGGGAUAACGUCACCGCUCUGUAUGCCAGACGCGAGGAGAAUUUGAUCGACGCCAUGGAGAAAGCGAUGGAGUUCCACGAGACGCUACAGAACUUGUUGGAGUUCUUGCAAGAGGCCGAAGAUAGAUUUGCAGAGAUGGGCCCGCUUGGUAGUGAUAUUGAUGAAGUGAAGAAGCAGAUCAAGCAGCUGGCCAAUUUUAAGGCCGAAGUGGAUCCGCAUAUGGUGAAGGUCGAGGCGUUGAACAGACAAGCAGCUGAAUUAACGGAAAGAACAUCCUCCGAACAAGCAGCAGCCAUCAAGGAACCGCUUGGUGCCGUGAAUAAACGAUGGGACGGAUUACUGAGAGGCUUGGUGGAAAGGCAGCGAUUACUGGAGAAUGCAUUAUUACGACUCGGUCAAUUCCAGCAUGCUUUGGAUGAACUAUUAGUAUGGAUCGAGAAAACUGAUAAGACAUUGGAUAAUCUCAGACCAGUGGCAGGUGAUCCACAAGUGAUCGAAGUCGAGUUGGCCAAGCUGAAGGUCCUAGUAAACGAUAUACAAGCUCAUCAGACGAGCGUCGAUACUCUAAAUGAUGCUGGACGACAAUUGAUUGAGGAUGGCAAAGGUACUGCAGAAGCGUCUACUACAGCCGAUAAACUAGGCACUUUGAAUCGUCGUUGGCGAGAUCUAUUGCAACGCGCCGCUGAUCGCCAGCGAGAACUAGAAGAUGCUUUACGAGAGGCACAAUCCUUCACUGCUGAAAUACAGGACUUGCUGUCGUGGUUAGGCGAUGUGGAUAACAUGAUAGUAGCAUCCAAGCCAGUUGGUGGAUUACCUGAGACUGCAUCCGAACAGUUGGAACGUUUUAUGGAGGUGUUUAACGAAUUGGAACAAAACCGUCCGAAAGUCGAAACGGUGCUGCAACAAGGACAGGAAUAUUUGAAAAAAGCGGAUACGAGCAGCGCCGGUGGAUUGAAUCACAAUCUGCGAACGUUGAAGCAAAAAUGGGACAACGUGCUUUCACGCGCCAGCGAUAAGAAGAUAAAGUUAGAAAUUGCUCUGAAGGAGGCCACUGAGUUCCACGACGCAUUACAAGCUUUCGUCGAUUGGUUGACAAAUGCUGAGAAGAUUCUGACGAAUCUUAGACCGGUCUCGAGGGUCAUGGAAACUAUACUUCAACAAAUCGAGGAACACAAAGCCUUCCAAAAGGACGUCGGUGUCCAUCGCGAAACUAUGCUAAAUCUUGACAAAAAAGGAACCCAUCUCAAAUACUUCUCUCAAAAACAAGACGUGAUACUUAUAAGAAACUUGCUCGUGAGUGUGCAACAUAGAUGGGAACGAGUAGUUUCCAAGUCAGCCGAGAGAACGAGGGCUUUAGAUCACGGUUACAAGGAAGCUAGAGAGUUCCACGAUAGCUGGUCGAACCUAAUGAACUGGUUGGAUGAUACCGAGAAGACUUUGGACGAAGUCGCUGCUGAUGGACUUGGCGGCAAUGAUCCAGAUAAGAUUAAAUCACGCCUUAAUAGACACCGCGAAGUACAAAAGGCACUGAGUGCUAAGCAGGGCACGUACGACAAUACCAUGAAGAACGGUAAAACAUUGAAGGACAAGGCGCCGAAAUCCGAUGAACUUGCUUUGAGGGAACUUCUAAAUGAGUUGAAGAAUAAAUGGACUAUGGUCUGCGGUAAAUGCGUGGAUCGACAACGAAAAUUGGAGGAAGCCUUACUAUUCUCUGGACAAUUCAAGGAUGCGAUUCAGGCGCUGUUGGAAUGGUUGAGCAAGACCGAAAAAUAUUUGGCCAAUCCUGGACCACUUUAUGGUGACCUGGAUACGGUAACCAAUUUAGUGGAGCAACAUAGGAACUUUGAAAGAGAUCUGGAGUUACGCGCCUCACAAAUGGAAUCCGUCAUUAAAACUGGUCGCGAAUUGGAAUCUAAAGCCUCCAUUGAGGAUGCGUCAAUGAUCAGAUCACAGUUGUCGGAAUUAAAUAGUCUCUGGGAUAGAGUAACCAGUCUCUCGACGAAGAAGUCCAGACUAUUGGAAGAAGCUCUUAGAGAGGCCGAACGGCUUCAUAAAGCCGUUCACAUGUUACUGGAAUGGUUGAGUGACGCGGAGAUGAAGCUACGAUUCGCUGGACCACUGCCGGAAGACGAGCAGGAGAGUAGGAACCAAUUAAUGGAGCAUCAGAGAUUCCUUCGCGAGUUACAAACUAAGGAAAUUGAAAAAGACAACACAUUAGAGUUGGCACAUAUUAUUCUUGGAAAAGCGCAUCCUGAUGGUGCCGCAGUUAUCAAACACUGGAUCACAAUUAUUCAGUCUAGAUGGGAAGAAGUGGCAACAUGGGCCUACCAAAGGAACCAAAGACUGGAGAAUCAUAUGCAGGGAUUACAGGAUCUUGAUAAUCUUCUCGAAGAGUUAUUAGCCUGGCUCGAAGGUUUGGAGAAUACUUUGAACGCCUUAGAGGCGGAACCUUUGCCCGAUGAUAGGGCUACGCUCGAAAUGCUUAUCGCGGAUCACAGAGAAUUCAUGGAGAAUACCAGCCGAAGACAAAACGAGGUUGAUCGCGUGUGCAAAGCCCGACAAAUUAAGCCAAUAAAAGAUGCAAGGAAAAUAUCGAAAGUCAGAUCACCAGCACCUACUAAGGAUCUCUAUCAGGAUAACGAGCAUGAGCAGCCUCAGCCUCGUAAACAAAGCCGAGGCAGCCCAGGUCGUGACAGAACACCAGAUCUUUCAUUGCCACACAUCGGUCCACGCUUCCCACCCAAAGGAAGCAAAGGAGCCGAGCCAGAAUUCCGCAGUCCGAGAGUUAAGCUUCUCUGGGAUAAGUGGCGUCACGUUUGGAUGCUAGCGUGGGAACGACAACGCCGUUUGCAGGAUAAAUAUAAUUACAUUCAAGAGCUGGAUCGCGUUGCUAACUUCAGCUGGGAAGAUUGGCGCAAACGGUUCUUAAAAUUCAUGAAUCAUAAGAAGUCCAGACUAACGGAUCUAUUCAGGAAAAUGGAUAAGAAUAAUGAUGGACUUAUACCAAGGGACGACUUCAUUCAAGGAAUUAUGAACACCAAAUUCGAGACUUCCCGUCUGGAAAUGGGAGCUGUUGCCGAUCUCUUCGAUCGUCACGGCGAAGGCUUGAUAGAUUGGAAGGAGUUCAUCGCCGCUCUGCGACCCGACUGGGAAGAACGACGCACUUACAACGACACGGACAAGAUACAUGAUGAAGUUAAACGGUUAGUUAUGCUGUGCACCUGUCGCCAGAAGUUCCGCGUUUUCCAAGUUGGCGAAGGAAAGUACAGGUUUGGAGAUAGCCAGAAAUUACGAUUGGUUCGAAUUCUACGUUCCACUGUUAUGGUACGCGUCGGUGGAGGCUGGGUAGCGUUAGACGAGUUCCUUCUAAAGAACGAUCCAUGCCGCGCCAAGGGAAGAACGAAUAUCGAGCUGCGGGAGCAAUUUAUACUGGCGGAUGGUGUUAGCCAGACUAUGACAGCCUUCCGUUCCAAGCCGAGUCCGACCUCGACGCUGCAGCGUACGCAAAUGUCCUCCACGAAUGCUGGACCAAUCACCAAGGUGAGAGAACGCAGUGCUCGCAGCGUACCUAUGGGUCAGUCGCGAGCUUCGCGUUCAUCUUUGAGCGCUGGCACGCCUGACAGCCUUAGCGACAACGAAAGUUCCUUCAAGAUAUCUAGAAAAACCAGCACGCCUUACAGAUCUACUAUGACGCCUGGUGGUAGUCGUCCAUCUAGCAGGCCAGCAUCAAGACCUGCCUCCCGACCAGCCAGUAGACCGAGUAGCCGACCUGCGUCGAGACAAGGAAGCAAACCGCCUAGUCGAUAUGGAUCAACGCAGUCAUUGGAUGACGAUUCAUGCACCCCAAGUCGCAUUCCGCGAAGGACUAUCAUAGGCUCCGGUAAUACUCCGACGUCCAGUAGACAUAACAGUGUAUCUGGUAGAAAACUUACAACUCCGAUGAAUGGAUCGAGCUCUAGACCCCGCACUCCAACAGGAUUAAUCAGUCCCGCCAGCGGAGUACCCUCUAGGUUUGGCUCAAUCCAUAGAGCUUCGAGCAUUCCAACCCUGACUGGUGUCGGAACACCUAUCAGCCGCUCUAGGAUACCCAUAUAUGUGGGGGUGGAUAUAAAAUCUCCUCAGUCGACUACCAGCAAUAUGUCGACUCAUUCAACACAAAGCAACCAUUCUACAAUUUCUACUGAUUCCACUGGGAGCAGUUCCCUGUGUACCAAUUCAGCAACUAAUAUACCAACAGCCAUUAAGCAAGCUAGAGUACGUACACCGUCCAGUGGAUCCAGCACACCACUACCGCCGUCUUCAAAAUUAUCGAGGAAACCCUCCGGAGCUUCCGACACGUCGGUGUCGGGAACGACUCCGAUCACACGAAAGGGAAAACCCACACCGAUCGAACAACGCGCACCGUUCCGAUUGUAAUAGCUUAUUAACGGAUACUUAUAGCUUGUAAAAAUCAGCGUAUUAUACCCGAGAAUAUAAAGAUAAAUAUAAAACAUCCCCGCCAAAUUUAAGAAUAAUCGGUAUUGCAGGGAUAUGAGAAUAGAUUAUUGUUGUUAUCGAGGGAGAAGAGCGCAUAUAAUAUGUGAAUGCUAAAUUAAAUGCUGGAUCAAAAUUUCGUAGAAGGCAAAUGAUGAAUCUAAGAGUUACGAUUUUAUCAUUCAUAUUUCGUUGAAUUCCGCCAAGUACUGAAUGCCAUUAAAAUUACAGAUACCAAUGAGUAUUUUAUACUCUCUUAGGGUAAGGGAUUACAGUUGGGGAAAUUUAUUUAUUUCAUGCCCGCAUUAGAAAGUGCUUAAAGCGUCUAUCUAGUUUAUGAUAACACGUAACAGUGAAAUAAAUUAUUGUUAUAAAUACCAUAAUCUGGUAUUAUCAAGAGUGCAGGGUAAUGCUGUAUAAUUGAAAAUAUUUAGGUGAGAUAUAACAAUAUCUUCACUGACUUUCUCGAUAAGGACAAUACUAAAAAGAUUUUAGUGAAAAAAAAUCAGCGUUAUAUGUAUAAUAAUUACGCUUAUGUUUGAUAUAUAUAACUAGAUGCCUGUGUAAUUACUUUUAUAUAAUUUAAUAUAGUUUGCUCAUUUUGUAUCUUUGCGUGCUUUAUACUGCGUAAAUUAUUGAGGGUUUUCUCGAUAAAAAUUUUUGAGCUAUAUACUUGAGCAAAUUAUAUACGCGGAGACAUUAAUUUAUUUAAUAUUUUUUGCUUGACUUAUUGUAUUCAUAUGAUGUAAUUAACGUCUAAUUCGCAUUUGUUAAAAAAAAAGGAAGAAUCUUGUAUGCGAUUUUAGAUUAGAUGUAAACCGAUACAGAUUGUAAACUGAAUUCAUUUUUGUUAUCCGUUUCGCAAAUUGCACCGUACAUAUUUUCGAUUAGUUAUGUAUUUGUAAAAAUCAGAUUAAAUGUUAUUUUUUUAUUUUUUUAUUCUAUACCAAUUGAGUAACUAUGUGAAACUGUGGAUAUUGAUCUACAAUCUUUACAAAUCUGCUUGAUAUUACCUUUAAACAUAUUUUGAUAUAUUUAUGUUGUUGCGAAACGGAAUAUCUCGUUGCUUUGUGAAGAAAUAUGUAUGACAGUAAUCAAAUAUAGAUUAGAAUUAUGCACAAGUUUAGUCCUGGAGCGGUCGCUUUGAAAAAAUGCAAUUUUUCACAAAAUUAUAUCUAUGAAAUUUUUUUAAAUACAUUUUUCACGCAUCAAUACAUAUUUUAUGUCGUUUGUUAAGCUUGAAAUUAAUUAUUAAAAAGGCUGAGAUCAACACACGUGUCCGCUCUAAGAUUGAUGUGCGAUAUGCUUUUGUUACAUGUUUGCGAAUCGAUUUAUCGAUUAAUAAUCAAUUAAUAGAUAAGUAAAUAAUUAUAAUUAUAAUUACAUAAUUAUAUAAAAUAUUAUAUAAUUAUUAAUUAUAAUUGAUUAAUGAGAGAUUUAAGAGUUCGGGGGAACAUACCUAACAGCGUUAAAGUAAAAAAAAAAGAGAAAGCUCUAUACGUGUGAAUAGUUAAGUAAAAUAUAUUCCAUUGCGCGAAGUGUGGCCUGUUAGGUGACGGGUAGAAAAGAGAAACUCUGAAAAAAAGACAUUUCCAUUUUUUUUACAUACAUACUUUUAGAUGCGAUUAAUGUAACGGAGAUAUGACUCGCUGCCUCUUAUAAAUAUUACGUAAUGCGAUUAAUCUUAUUAACAACUUCUCAACGUAUGAUUUUUGUUUCUUUUUCACUUACAGAGAAGUGCUGUAUGAUGCUAAUAUUAAUAAUAAUAAUGAUGAUGAAACAGUGACAAAAAAAUAUAACACACACGCACAUGAUAUUUUAAUUAGAAACUUACUCUCGACCCGUUUUAUUUCUAUUUUUCAUUUUUAGGCGACUGUUUUUUCGCGCAUCAUGCAAAUAUAAAGAAAAAUGUAUAUACGAUAUUGGUACGUACAUAUAAUUUUUUCCAUACGUUCUGAUUGAAGUCAUGAUGUGUCAUGAUCAGGACACGAAUCCUGCUGUUGCUUGCGUCCUCAUGCCUAAAUUAAGCAUAACUAGGUACACAGCCAUCAUGCGAGAACGGACGGGGUUUUCCUGAAAUGGAAAUUUUCGUUUCUUCAGUGUUGACUGACGGCCGUAUUGUAUAAUAUAUCAAGCAGAUAUAUUUCGGAAGGAUCCAAUGAAAGAAGUGACUUUGUUGCAAGCUGCGUUGAUAAGGCUUACCAAGCAUCUGGACUGACGAUGUGCCGACUGACACCGUGCGUACGACUUGUAGAUGUGUAAUUCACGAAGAUACACCCGUGUGCAGGUCUAAAUGAGUUUUGUGCAGUUUUUUUUUUACACUCUGGGUUUACACUUUUAAGAUAUCUACGUCAAUGCGCCCGUUGUAUAACUGACCGUUUUAAUUGGAAUAAAUAUGUUUUUGCACUGAGAAGAGGACGAGACAUGAAUAUAUGCCGGUGGUAUGUGCAAGAGAUCACUGUCAAAAGAAUGUGUAAAGUAUCAGAAUGGUGUUUCUUUACCAUACA
Messenger RNA from Acromyrmex echinatior (Panamanian leafcutter ant), 28886 nucleotides. RefSeq names its product dystonin-like protein short stop (gene shot). NCBI's taxonomy places the organism in Eukaryota, Metazoa, Arthropoda, Insecta, Hymenoptera, Formicidae. Gene Ontology annotation, molecular function: structural molecule activity; microtubule binding; calcium ion binding. Gene Ontology annotation, cellular component: hemidesmosome; intermediate filament; membrane. The record is from RefSeq and is a predicted model, not a curated record. Gene Ontology annotation, biological process: wound healing; cytoplasmic microtubule organization; intermediate filament cytoskeleton organization.